GGAGUCUUUGUAUACGCGGCGUCUCUGAGGAAGAGCGGCUGUGCAAUAAUUACGUGUCUUGCUGUUGAUCAAUGACACAUUUAGUGUGCGCGUAUGUGAGGGUGAAGCUUUUGCGGGACUAUAGAAAAAAAGUCAGUCAGUGGACUUUUUUUUUCUUUCAAAAAUGACAUUUAGAUGGGACUACAUCCUCGUCCUUGCACCUUAACUAAGCCGCAUGCUUUUUGCCUUCAGGGCAGUCCCCACCACCCUCAUCCUCAUCUUCCUCCUCAUCCUGUCGAGAAGCGCCAGUGUGCCACUCGCCGCUUCCAGGAAUCGAAUCAAGGAGGUGAAUUGAGAAUCCACGGGCGGCGUGGCUGCUGUGCUUGUGUGGGCCGAGGUGAGGUCAACUCUUGCGCGAUGACGACGGGCAAAUCUGUGAAAGACUUCGACAGAUACCAGUCAGUGCUCAACUCUUUGCUGGCGUUGGACGAGAAUAAAUUCUGUGCGGACUGCGAAUCAAAAGGUCCGAGAUGGUCUUCGUGGAACUUGGGCAUCUUCAUCUGUAUACGAUGCGCCGGCAUCCAUCGAAAUCUCGGCGUCCACAUCUCCAAAGUCAAGUCCGUCAACUUGGACCAGUGGACGCAGGAGCAGGUUCAGUGCGUCCAGGAGAUGGGAAACGCCAAGGCCAAGCGCCUCUACGAAGCCUUCCUGCCCGAGUGCUUCCGACGGCCCGAGAGCGACCGCUCGGCGGAGAACUUCAUCAGGGACAAGUAUGACAAGAAGAAGUACAUGGAUAAGGUCAUCGAUAUCCACAUGCUCAGGAAAGAAAAGAGCUGCGAGAACAUCCCCAAGGAGCCGGUUGUCUUUGAGAAGAUGAAAAUUAAAAAAGACGUCAGCCCCAAGACGGACUCCCGAUGCGUUACGGACCUGCUGGCGUUGGAUGCUCCCGAUCCAAGUCCCGCGGCGGUGUCCGAUGGGGUUCCGGGCAGUCACCGGAGUCCAGCAGGUUCUAAUCCGGCGCGCCCCUCCUUGGAUCUCUUCAGUCAGCUCUCGGAUCCGUCCGCCCCUUCCACGAGCCGAGCGAGCGCCUCCGUGCCCGAAAACCUCAGCCUCUUCUUGGAUCCGCCACCCAGAAAGGCGGAAGGGGCGUUCCGGAAACUGUCCAAGGAUUCCAUUCUGUCCCUUUACGGAUCCGCCCCAUCAGUGCACGUUAGCAGUAUGGCGCCGUCUCACGGCUUAUACGUGAACCAAACGGGAUACCCGACGCAUCCGUACGGUUCUUACCAUUCGUUGGCUCAGGCCGGCGGGAUGGGGGGAGCCGCGGUCGUGUCGCAGGUUGCCACCAUGGGACAUCCUCAAAACACCGCCAUGACGUCACAGCAGAAUGGCGCCAUGCAGCGUCGGGCCGCGGGGUCGAUGGGACAUUCUCAGGCGGGAGGCUCGGCGGCGGCGGCGGCGGCGGCGGCGGCAGCUCAGCGGCAAGCGCUCGGAGCUCAGCGGCCGCAGUGGAACGUGGGACAGAUGAGUCGGCACGCGUCCGUCACGAAUCCAUUCGGCUCCGCCGCUCAAGCGAUGGGAAACGCCGCGGCCCCGAGUUUAGCGCACGUGACGCCGCAGGUCUGGAAAUGAACGGCGUCCGCCUCGAAAGUGAACUUGUGAAGUCCUCAACCAGAGCCGCGUGGGCGGGACCCUGCGGGAGCUUGUCCGGUUUUCAAGAAGCAAAGAGGAGGAGACUCUUGAGAAUUGGAAAAGUACAACCACCUCUUCCUCUCUCCUCGGCCCCCUUGCCCCAAAUCCACUUCCUGCCUCGGCCGAGCUUGGCGAAUGUCUGCACUUGCCUUCGGAAUAUUUGGUCAACGCAGUCACAGGGUCACACAUUUUUAUAUCCGAUUGGGAACGCGCAACCUUUUGGGUUUUUGUUUUUUUGUGACGACAUGCUGUCUUUUUAGUUAAGAAUUGAAAGCCCCGUCUCAUAGAAAAGUAUCUUUGGCGCCAUCUUGUGGCAUCUUUGCGCCAAGGAACUGUUGAAGACUGAGAGGAGCGAAAAGUAGUGCUUUGCUGCCAUCUGCUGGUAGCCACGCGAGGCCCGGCUACCGAAUGCAGGACGCACACGACCAGUCUCUGUGAUUCCAAUGAACUUUAUUGACUGCUCGGUCAAUGGGCAUGCAAAUACAAGCUUCUCAAACCAAAAUGUGACAAUUGUCAUUUUGGUGUGCACACGCAUCGGAUUGAUUGCGUUUUCUUUAAAAAAAAAAACAAACGACGUGCACCGUAAUUCAUCGAUUUUGCAGCUUACAAACCACCAAAAAUACCAGUUUUACGUGAUCAAAUACUGCACAUAGAAAACAUUUACAAAGCACGGGUAGAAAAUUACAG
Messenger RNA from Hippocampus zosterae (dwarf seahorse), 2355 nucleotides. It is a transcript of the gene smap2, whose product is annotated as small ArfGAP2. Gene Ontology annotation, molecular function: GTPase activator activity. Gene Ontology annotation, biological process: regulation of clathrin-dependent endocytosis. The record is from RefSeq and is a predicted model, not a curated record. NCBI's taxonomy places the organism in Eukaryota, Metazoa, Chordata, Actinopteri, Syngnathiformes, Syngnathidae.